AUGGCUUCCGAUCACAGCUCAGUUGUUGUGCCUCCCAAGCGCGUGGCCUCUGACUAUCCUCUGAUUGAUUCCGACCCACACUUGCGCCGGGUAUUUGGAUAUGCUCGUCCUAACGACUAUGCGGUGGCCGGAGCCGCUGCUUCAGUCUCCCCCAUUGCCUUUUGGGUCAUGGAGCGAGUGAGCCCGUCGCAUGUCGGCCGCGGUGGCUUCUCUCCUGUCAUGCGCUUGGCGACUGCCAUUGGAUUCCUUGGUGGUCUUCACGUUCUGUACCAGCGCUCAUGCAACCGUUUCUAUGGAUUCACUGAGAACAGCCGUGAAGUGGAGAUGGAUAUGCGUGAGAUGGUGGACAAGGUCAAGAAGGGAGAGCCCCUGUACGGCACAUCUGGCAUGUCCUCUUACCUUCAGGGUGUGGCAGCUCGUAACUCGCGUUACUCUGGGCUGUUCCUCCACGUCCUACCCUGGUUCAACAUUGUCAACCACGACCAGCACGGUGUUGACACCGCCAAGUACUACCAGCAAGCGGAGCGGGAAUUGGAGGCUGAGCGUUUGGGCAGAGCUUGA
Penicillium oxalicum is the source of this 561-nucleotide messenger RNA. RefSeq names its product putative NADH-ubiquinone oxidoreductase 21 kDa subunit. Lineage: Eukaryota; Fungi; Ascomycota; Eurotiomycetes; Eurotiales; Aspergillaceae. The record is from RefSeq and is a predicted model, not a curated record. Bases 1 to 561 code for a protein of 186 amino acids. The transcript is spliced from 5 exons.